AGAACCAUAAAUAUGAUGUGUUACCCAUUGAGAAAAUUGCAGACAUAGCUACGUAGUUCCACAGUUACGUUUCAUGAUGACAGCUCGCAAUAUAGAACAUUAAUGCGCAGACGCGAUGAUUCUCAGCGCCCUCAGUAUUCUCUGUUCUGGAAAGCGCAGUAAAAGCAGGUUAUUUCCAUAGACACAAGAUUGAGAAAAUAAAAUGUAAAUCCGAAAUGUGACACCCGAAGUAAAAGUAUAAAAUUCCUAUAAUAUAUAAUCAUUAAUUGUACUUGAUUAUAUAAAUGUGAAUAUUAUAUACUGAUGAUAAUUGCGUUAUUUUCUACAUAGUGCUUUAUUUUAUUCAACUUAUCUUUGAUGUAGUGUUGUGUAUUUACCAUGUGUAACAAAGAAAAUGGAUACAGUAAUUGUUUUGUAACACACAUUUGACUUACAAAAAUAUAUAAUUUAAUUAUAUACCUAAAAAAUAUUUUGUGAAAUUGAAGCGAAGUGUGAUGAAAUUUGAUUAAAAUAUCAGUGAAUCUCAAUAAUCUCAUGUGAAAACUGUGUAUAUUUUGCAUAUGUUGUUACAUCAUACCCAAAAAUGUCUGAGAAAAAAACCAUUGGAAGUAUUCCUGUGGAAUGUCUAACUGGAGAACCAGCUGCGAUAUGGUCUGGCUGGCGUAUUCUGGGAGACAGAGAACUUGUCAGAGAAGCUUCUGCUAAGGGAACUCACAUAAAGUUAGCUUAUAAGUGCCUUGCGUACAGAAGGCAAUGUAAUUUGGAUCAAGCGUGCAUUUACUUCAAUAAGGAAGUAGAAAUUUGGAUCAAUGAGCUCUUAAAUAAAAAACAAGUUUACAGAGCCUCACAUAUUCUAAAAAAUAUAGGAAAAAAUCCUGUAGAAUAUAUUUUCGCUGUUUCUACAAAGAGCAGGAAUCCACUUUUGAGAAACUAUUUGUGCGAGUACAUGAUGAAGAUUAACGGUUUCGAAGCUGAACACAUCGCAGCUUGGAAUAUUAUUAAAUGUAUUACACAGUAUGAAGAAAAAUACAAUUGCAGGGCCCAAAAUGGAUUAAGUUCUUGUAUAUGUAUAGAUGAUGUAAUGAAGUUACCACAAAAUAUCAAACAAGCCUUAUGCACUGAACUAUACUUUUCUCUAAGUAAUCCAAACAUCUUGGAAAACGUCUCGAGUACUACCUUAUGGAAUUAUUUAUUAUCUAAUAAUAAAGUCAACGAACUGAAGUUGUGGAUUGACACGAGAUAUCAUCCUGAUGCCUUGCAAAAUUCAGAUCAGAUUGAUCGAAGCUUAAAAUCAUUAUUUGUGAAUCUCAACAUUACAACCGACAUGAUUGAAUGUAUAGAUUCGUCAAAUGCUAGUGAUCUUGUAAAAGAUUUAGUAAAAAAUCAUUUAUGUAGAUAUGGAGUAUGUAUAAAAAAAGAAGAGGAUGAUUUGAAAUUAAUAUUAAGUCGCUUUUUUAGUUCCGGUAUUACAUUGGAAGAACUUAGUGAAACGGUUUUACCGCUAGCUUCCUGUAAUAUUCAUAAAACGGAAUUUCUGCAGACCGUUGAUCGACAGUUGUGCCUUACACAUUGCGCGCAGAAGUGCCAUACUCCAGAAGAGAACUCAAAAUUUGCCGAAUUAUACGAUGUAUUGACCGACAUGUGUAAUACUCAAAAUUGUCACGAAGAUGUGUUAAUACGUGGCAUCGUUAAAUCAAUUGAUUACAUCUCCGAUGACUUGGCCGACUAUCUGAAAGCGAAUUAUUUGAUAAGCUUCGCACUGAUAUUUUUGCAACUGUGGCGAAGAAGGAACAUGUUAUGCAACGAAACGAACAGUUUUGUUGAAAAUAGGUUAAUAAGAGACACAUUUGCAAAUCCGGAUGGUUUAAGUGUCAACGCACAUAUUAUUCCUCAGGAAGUUCUUCAGCAUACACUGACACGCGCACCUGCUCUGCAAUACAUCAUCGAAGACCGACCCAAGAAAACUGAAAUUACAGUGUACGAAUUAUUGGACGGCUAUAAAAAUCUGAACACGAAACUCUUGUUCAAAUGGCGUUUCAGAAGUGAACCCAUGCCCACUUUUGCCAGCGAGAAUCUUAUUAAGAAAUAUGGGUAUGAAGAAACGCUAACGUACGGCUAUUAUCUAAAAGAAGGCAGACCAAACAUGGCUGUGCAUAGUUUAAAACACGCUCAAGCUAAAUUACUCGGAAACGUCUCUUCCCAAAGGAAAUCCAAAGCGGCCUUAUACGCGCAUAUUCUUGCUUUGAAAAAUUUAGACAAGUCUGAUAUCGUGUGUGGUUGCAUCGCCUUUAUUGAAUUGCUGGGAGUUGAUUCGAGCAAUUUACGAUUGUACGUUACUGUGGCGAAAUAUGUGCAGGAGCAACUAAACAUUUCAAUAGGAAAUUUAUUAGAAAAUGUAAUAUAUAAGAAUCUACACGAUUUGAAGUCUGUGAUGUCUUAUCUAGAGCAAAGUUUCCAAAAACAUUUGCUAGAUGAUACUUUGACGAGCGAUGAUAUACAAUUUGUUGAAGCAUUGAGAACAUGGGACAUUAUUGUACGCUUCGCGCGUGUUCACAAUAGCACACUGCCCAGUAUAUUACUGAAAUAUUUAGCAAAUCAUGAUUUAUGGUUCGAGUUCGUCACAGUCAGCCAAAUAUUCGCUUACCCCACGAAACAGGUAUUAGAAAACGCCAAGUUGUUUGACAACGCAAGCAUACGGGAACAUUUGCUAACGUGCUUGAGCAACAGCAAGCUCAGUAAAGCCCAACCAUGUAACGAACUGAAACUGAAAUCACGCGACUCAAGGCACUCGUUGUACAACAAACCGGAGCAAAAUGAUUCUCCAACGUCAACUGUAUCUGGGACUGACAUAAACAACCCCGAGGCAACUGAUGCAGAACAUGCCACUGGCAGUCACCUUUCGUCUUUUAAGGACAAUGAUUUAUGGUUAACUAUACUAAAUUGUCACCAAAGUCAAGACCCGCCUGGAAAUUUGAUCAAUGCGUCUCGUUCGACUCUCAAUCCCAUACUGACUAUCUUGGCUACGUGUUACGAGCCAUCCUCAGUAGCGGCGUAUUGUUAUUGUUGGAUGGUGAUAUCAACAGGGAGGGAUGACGUACUCCUCGAUUACGAAGAAUGUCUGGAGCAACAAAUAUGGCCUGCCAAUAAAGUAGCAGAAUUGCUGAGUAAAAUGAUUCAGUUUGGUUACACCAAGACGCUUAACAGAGCUUAUAAGAUUUUCAUGCCCGACAGCGUUUUGAACCCGUUCUUCGAGUUUCUGGCACAGGCAAUCACUUACGGCGAAUUUAAGGAGAGUCAACAGCACUUGUCGGAAUUCAAGUCGCAAUGUUCCUCACUUAAAUGCAAUAGGAUUAUGGACUGGUCGAGUGUCGAUUUGACAUACUUCAAGAACUUGUAUUGGGUCGCGAUCGUUGCCACCAAAUGCAUUGUUACAGCGCUCGGCUAUGGCUUUCAGAGUACACCGUUACGUGUAAAGCUCCUCGAAACAUUAAUUAAGUGUAAUUUUUCUACGGACUUACCCGUUAAGAUACCGGAUUUUCAAUGUUUGUUGGAUAUAACGAGAAUCUUACAGAAAACCGACGUGACGUUAAAUUUUGCCGCUGUCGUCGUAGUCGAUAAUGUGUAUAAUUUUGACACGGAAAUUCAGAGAUGCAUCAGCAAUUUAGUGGCGAUCGAGAAUUAUAGCACUGCCUUGGAAUUGUCGUGCACCGCUGGAUUGCACGCAUCUGAAAUCAUAUUAGCGCAAUCCCGGAAAAAUUUUAAAGAAUCCAUAAAUAGAGAUGGCCAAGUAAAUUCUGCAUUCUGGAUGCAGUGCGCUCAGGAUUUCAAUAAGUACAACGUUCCUCCUCAAGUGGCGGUCGAAUUUUUUGUCGGACAUGCCGAGAAAGUUAUAUCGCACAAAGAGAGAUACGAGGUUUUAAAGUUAGCCUAUGAGACUUUGAAAAAUACCGAAAUCGAGCGACAAACCAUCGAUACACUGGAGAUGGCCAUGUGGAAAUCAUGUAUCUUGGCCGGGCCUGAAAAUAUACAGUUCGAUUGUAAUAAUAACAUUUUUAAUAAAUUAAAAACCGAAUUACUCUCCGGCCUGGACAAAUUGGAAGUGGCUUGCUCACUGGACGACGAAAAUGAAAAGGAUUCCGCGGAAAUUUUAAUCAAUCGACUGAUUGAAUUGGGCCAAUUGGAUAUUGCUUUACGAAUAAGCGUGAUUUUUAAUUACAACCAUAAAGAUUUACAAAUAUUAAUGCUGUGCCUAAGUUUAGCGGAGGGUGAAAUUUCACCGGCAAAGUUGACCGCACAGCAAAGGAGUUUCUUAGAAGAAGCUAAAAGCAAACAACAAAAACAUGGCACUUUACGCAAUCGUGGCCUGCAGAGGUUAUCCUCAUCAUCAUCUCUAAAUUCAAUUGGGGAAGCCAGUAAAUCGAAUGAUUCAAAGGUUAUCAGCAGCCACCAACACCAAAUGGAAUAUAUUUCAACCUUGGAAAAAUUAUCGGAAACUCUUCAACAUGGAAAUACGAUAUGUACGAGAAUUAUUUCAUGUUAUAAGCUCGCUGUGCGUCUGAAAAAGACUUAUCAAUCACUGCUGAUGCUGAACAAUCCUAUCAAGUUCCUACAAGAUAUUACGGAAAGUCAUGUCGAGAAUAAAUGUGAGAUCGCUAAUAACAUAAUAACGUCUUACAAGAUCAAGACGGAAGAUGUUGCGAUAUUCCUCACUGAAAAUAUCAUCGUGCACAUUACUCGCGCCAUAGAAGAUGGAUCAGAAGACUUUAUCUCUAUGUGGGGAUAUCCUAUAAAUACACAUUUCCACUUAAUAAUGGAGCUUUGCAGCGAUACCUCGUUAUUAGGUUUAAAAUUGCUACAGGCAGCACAGUCAUUGCUAGGGAGAUACGUUAGUUCUCAUGAUGAGAAAAAAAAUGUAUCAACGUUGAAAACAAUAGUGGAAUUAUUGAUAAGAUCCCAUGAUUGCUUCACGGCUUCCUGCAACAUGGAAGGAAUAGCGUCCGUAUUACGAAAGUGUCAAAACCUCGCGAACACGUUACAAAUCUUGAAACAUUGGGCAUUAUUGGUGCGUCUAGUAACCGGCGUUGGCCGAUUUACCGAGAUGAAUUACAUAUUUCAAAUCUUGAAAGAAAAUGAUCAUUUCGAGUUCCUACUGGGAAAAGGUUUGGACAAGAUACCGGGUCUAAAAAUGGCACUGCUGGAAUUCUUGAAGCGUCAGAGUCCGGAAGAUAAAGAGCUGUUUACGUUGGUGGCGCUCCAUUUUCGUUUGUAUUAUGAGAUCGCGCUCAUGUGGGAAAAUGAAGCGAAGGAAAUAAUUACAAAGCUGAUUUCCGAUGCGUCGAAGGAGUGUGGAAGAAGCAUGACCGAUGUUCCCGCGGAAGUCAAAUUGACUCGAAAUGAUAACGUCCAAAAGCAACUGCAAUUAGUUGUGACUAACUUUACUCAUGCCACGCAAUAUUACUUGCAGGAUAACAAAUUAAAUCUCGCUAGUCGGUGCUCUCAUCAGGCUCAACUCGUCGCCCUUCAAAUCGCACUGUUGAACGCAGUGCCGCAAAAUCAGCAAGCGAUUUGCCUCCUAAAUCUGAAAGGCGACGAUUUGGACAGGAUAUCGUCGCAAAUCUUGAACUUUCCUCAGACACUCAUCGUUAUACGCGCUUAUAACUACCAUGUGGAUUGGGCGAAUCUCAUUUAUCAUCACUGCGUCCUCGGAGGAGAUAUAAAAUAUCUUAAAGAGUUCAUGACGGUAAACAGCCUGACGCCUGCGAUUGUGCAAGAUUGUACACGCAGGUACAGAUUGGAAAAGAAUAUGAAUCAUUCCAUGACGAACAAUAUAAGAGCUCUGGUGCGUGAAUUAACAGACGUCGAGUGUAAAUACAUGCUAGCUAGUCAGCUCGGAUUUAAGAGUAUCGCGGAAGAAAUGCACAACGAUCCUACAAUCGGUUCUUAUUUGAAAGAUACGAUCUGGAAAAAAGGAUACAAUGCUCCAUGAUUGAAACGUCACUUGUCGCUCGGAGGAAUUCUAAGUAAUUCUGGUCUGAUAAGAAAUACCGCAGACCUCAGUGCUAUGACAAACUGUGUUACAAACUCACCCAUUGUUACCGCAAGCAAUAUGAAAAUGUACAUGUUCAUGUUUCAUUAUUUUCUUAUCAAUAAACAGUAUUUUUUAUAUUAUAUCCUA
Molecule: messenger RNA, 6175 nt
Organism: Dinoponera quadriceps
Lineage: Eukaryota; Metazoa; Arthropoda; Insecta; Hymenoptera; Formicidae
Gene: SPG11
Product: spatacsin
Exons: 22
Coding region: 584-5986 (1800 amino acids)
Biological process (GO): synaptic vesicle transport; chemical synaptic transmission; axo-dendritic transport
Cellular component (GO): cytoplasm; dendrite; synapse
Source: RefSeq, a predicted model, not a curated record